Molecule: messenger RNA, 7513 nt
Organism: Lutzomyia longipalpis
Lineage: Eukaryota; Metazoa; Arthropoda; Insecta; Diptera; Psychodidae
Product: NACHT and WD repeat domain-containing protein 2
Exons: 8
Coding region: 1393-6501 (1702 amino acids)
Molecular function (GO): protein binding
Source: RefSeq, a predicted model, not a curated record
AUACAUUCAAACAUAUACGGUAAUUAGACCAUGGCUCGGGAUAAUAUUUUUGGCCUUCGGUCUCAAUGCCUACAAUACUAAUUAAAUCUUUUAAUAAUUCUUAUCUUCCUUUUCUUCCAUGUUUCAGUGAAAAAUUCACUGAAAAAAAUAGAUAAUAAUAAUUUUAAAUUAAAUAAAAUGUUGUUACCUUUUGAAGAUAUAUCGUAAAUGAAUUAGAAUUGCAAUGCCUAAUUGUAGCCCAGAGAUAUGCCCACUGCCCAGCAAGAAUCCAAUAAAUUAUCUUUUGAAGAUAUUUCGGAAAGGAAUAAGAAUAAAUUUAGCCACUUCCACAGCCCACAAAUUAAAUAAAUAAUCUUACAAAAUAAAACCAAUCACAGUCCGAUACACUAGCUUGUAUAUGGAUCUGAAUAAAUUAUUAUUAUUAAAACCAAUCACCUUUACUUUCGUUCUGUAUUUUCUUAUUAUCUAUAAGUUCUUUUCUGAACUUGUUGUACUGUUACUCUUAGGAUUGAUUCAGCUGAUGAUUCAGUCAUGACGAUUUAAAGUUUGUGAAAAAUCGACAAAAUAUCGUUAGACGAUUUCAUGAGAUCUCAUCAAUUAAAAAGAAUGGUAUCUAAUUAACAUUCUUUUUCAUAACACAGGAGACUUAUCAACUUUUUUCUGGCGAGUUUUCAAAAUUCUUAAUUUUUUUUAGCUGCAGUUUGAUUGCAAAAGGUAUUUUUAGUUGCAAUGUGUAUCUAUUUUGCUUCAAUAGGAAUGUUCUGAUAUUAAAAUUUGCAAUCAGAACUCUCUGACAGAACAGCAUCAUUACUUAUAUAUAAUCUAGUCAGAACCUUAAAAAAAAAUAAAACGUUUUCAAGAAAAAAAAGCUUCUUCAAAACUAUAAAGUAAGUAUUUGUACCUAUUUAUUCUUUCAAUUCUUUAACUAAUAUUCCUUUCACCUUUAUCCUUUUUAUCACAUUUCGUGGAUAGAAUUUCACGCUCGUGUGAAGUUUUUUCGAGAGACAAGAUCGACAUGCAACGAACUGCUCAUUUCCAGAGACGCCCUUCCGACCAAUGGAGUCGCGAAAAGCAUCGAGGAUGGGCGUCCCGGCGUUUAAUGCACCUAAAUUCCACCAUCUAUAUACAGUGGAGUGGUGAUGGAUAAACCUAAGCGAAACAAAUCACGUCUAUCGAUUUAACAAAUUUCGCGGGAUAUUAAAUAGAGGCGGCAGCCAAGGAUUCACCUCAGUCGAUGUCAAGAAAUCCUGGAAAAAGCAUAUUUGGGGAAAAGAAGUGAACAAAAAUCCCCCAAGAAGCCAAAAAAAAGUGAAAAAGUGCAGAAAUUUUGCAUUUUUUAACGUGAUCUUCACGAGAAUUUGAGGUAUUCCGGUGUGAAUUCAUCCUGGCAGAAUGGAUGACCGCACGAUUGAUCACAUUUUUGCCGGGUCGCUGGAACAUUUACCGCCAGUGAGCUCAAAAAUUGUGCGCAUUUUCACAAGUUCGACCUUCACGGAUACGACAAUGGAAAGGAAUACCCUGAUGGCAAAAUGUUAUCCCCGCAUUAAGGACUACUGCAGAGAGAAGCACGGAUUGGAAUUUCAGGUGGUUGACAUGAGAUGGGGUGUACGUGAUGAAGCCACAGAUGAUCACAUGACAACGGAGCUGUGCAUGAGGGAGAUCCAGAAUUGCCAGCGUUUGUCUAUGGGUCCGAAUUUUGUUGUCUUCCUGGGUCAGAAGUAUGGCUAUCGUCCUAUUCCAACACUCAUUCUUUCCUCUGAACUUCUCCUGAUUAGGGAAGAACUGGUCUCUAUGGGCAUUGAUGUCAUUUUACUGGACACGUGGUACAAGAAGGACAGCAAUGCUGUGCCACCAAUCUCCGUCCUUCAGCCCAUUUCGUCAAUUCUCAUCAAUUUCAACAACAAACGCGUCCCCAAACUCCAGGCUGAGGAUCAGGCAAUCUGGUGGGAUACCCUCACGAAGAUGCAGAAGCUCUUCCGCAAAGCCACAGCCUCCCUGCACGCAGCUGGGAAGCUGGACAAGGAUCAGAUGCACAACUACUUCAUGUCUGUGACUGAGCGUGAGGUCAUCAAUGGGAUUCUCAAUGUGAAGAACACGAAGAAUCACUGCUUGGCCUAUGUGCGGUACAUAAACAAUAUAAAUCUGCAGAAUCUCAAGAAGGCCGGUCUCUUUGUGGACAUCAUCAAUCGCAGCUUGGACACUGAGGCGUGCAAACUCCUGGCCAAUUUGCGCGAUGAACGACUCCCGAAUAAAAUUGAGACGACAAACAUGCAGAAGUACACAGUGGAGUGGAUUGGGCGGGAGGGAUUGGACACGGAGACGCAUGAGGAGUACUUGAAUCACUUCAUCUCCCACUUCUACAAGAACAUCAUCAAGCUCGUGGAUCGUGCCAUGCGCAAGGAGGACUCAAGUGCUCAAGGGCAGAUCGUGACGGAAAUCCUCCAGCACCUGCAUGCGUGCAAUAAUGCCGACAAAGUUUUCUAUGGGCGUGAGGAGGAGUUGGCACACAUCAAGGGCUACAUGCUCGGGGAUUCGGAGAAGCCGCUCGUGCUGUACGGCGAGGGUGGGUGCGGGAAGACGUCGUUGCUGGCCAAGAGUGCGUCGCUCUUUAUGAAGGAAUGGUUCAAGGAUGCCAAGCCCAUUAGUAUUAUUCGCUUCCUGGGCACGACACCGGAUUCCAGUGCUCUUACACCCACACUCAUUUCCAUUUGCCAGCAAAUCUCCUACAACUACAUGCUUCCCUUUGAGAGUAUUCCUGAUGAUUUAGUGCCUCUCACGGCACACUUUAAGCAGCUCCUCACGUACGCAAGUCCAGCUCAACCCCUCACACUCUUCCUGGAUUCUGUGGAUCAGCUCACAGGAGCUCAGGAUGCAAAUAAAGUCUCCUGGUUGCCCACACGCAUCCCUCCCAAUUGCAAAAUCAUCGUUUCCUGCGCCAAUGAGGAAUCCAACCCAACGGUUUCCCGCGAAUACCACAUCCUGCGUCGAAUGAUUGAUGUUGAGGAGAAUUUCGUGGAGGUGCGAGCUCUGGGCGAAGAGCUGGCGAUGAAUGUCAUCCGGAUGUGGAUGAAGACAGCCUGCCGGGAUCUCAACAACUACCAAUGGCGCCUUGUGGCGAAUGCCAUUGCAAAGUGCUCCCUGCCCAUUUUCGUGAAGCUCGUCUUUGCUGAGAUUUGUCGCUGGCGCAGCUACACACGUCCACAGGACACCCACUUGGCGUCCACAGUCAUGGACAGCAUUAUGAUGCUCUUUGAGCGAAUUGAAAAGCAACACGGGAGGAUUCUUGUCUUCCAUGCUCUGGCUUACAUUACAGCCUCCAAAUCGGGAUUGUCGGAGAGUGAGGUUGAGGAUCUCAUUUCACUGGAUGAUCGUGUGCUUGAUGAUGUCUUUCAGUACCAUUUGCCACCUGUCCGGAGGAUUCCUCCGCUCCUGUGGACGAGAAUUCGCAAUGAUUUGCCGAAUUACUUGAGUGAGAGGGAAGCUGAUGGGGUCAGUGUGAUGAAUUGGUACCAUCGUCAGUUCAGGGAUACAGCACGUGAGAGGUACUUCAAGAACAUGAAUAUGGCCAUGUACUUUCACUCUUCCAUUGCGGAUUAUUACCUCGGAAUUUGGGGUGGAGGGAAUCCCAAACCUUUCAAAUUUACCGAAAUUCAACGACAUCGUUUUGGGCUAACGGAGAAAGAGGGCUCAGCCGACAGAAAGGUCCCCGUGCAGCCACUUGUUUUCUACAAUAAAGACGGGAAAGUGUCGCGAUAUAAUCUCCGGAAGUUCGGUGAGCUUCCCUUCCAUUUGGUGCGAUCACGUCGCUUCACAGAUCUCUAUGAGAAUGUCCUUUUCAACUACGACUGGCUCCAUGCGAAGCUCUCUUCGUGCCCACUUCAAGCAGUUUUGGCUGAUUUUGAGGAUGCUUCAACGAAUAUUGACGACAAGGAUGCACGACGUGAGUUGAUGCUCGUGGCUGAUGCUCUACGCUUGGGAGGCGCUAUCCUCGCUGUUUACCCCAACAUGCUGGCGCCACAGCUCAUUGGACGCCUGUUGCCAGAAAUUGGUGGGAAUCCGAAUAUUAAGAUGUUGCUGCAUGCUUGUGAUCGCAGUGGACCCAAAGAUUGCUCCCUCAUCCCUCUCAAUCACUGUCUCCACACUCCCGGAGGACCUCUCAAGUAUUCCCUGGAGGGUCAUCAAUUUGCCGUAUUUGCCUUCGUCCUCACCAGCGACUAUCGCUACAUGGUCUCCAUCUCCACGCGCUUCAUCACCUGGGAUCUCUCCACUUCGGAUCUCACGCGUGACGUCAAUCCCGGCAUCGAGGGCAUCAUGCAGCAACUUGUUCUGUCGCCGGAUAACAAAUGGGCCGGUGCCUACACGAAUAACAACCAAUCAGUCCUCCUGAACAUGCUCUCGAGUGAAUUUGUCAUCAUUGAUAAUCCCUUUGAGGCAAAGGAUCAAGUGACAGGGGUUUACCUCCUCAAUCAGAAUCUCUUCAUUCACACAAAGCUCAAAUGGGCGCGCUUUGAUAUGCGCGGGAAUCUUCAGGAGAAAUUCGAUGCUGUGAAUGUAACGGAAGACUGGGAGAUCCUUCUGAUGGAAUUCUACUCAAUCAAUGAAUACCACGUUGUGUAUUGGACGGGGCAGAUAAGUAAUGAAAAGUUGCGUUUUGACACCUUCCGGGAGGAGAAGACAAUUCCACCGGUUAAUUUCCACAGCGCCAUGGCUAUGAAUCGCGAUAGGACAGCUCUCUAUUGCUGCAGCAAUGAUAAUAACUAUCAGGUAACAGCCUAUCGUUUGCAGGAUGAAUGGCAGGAAGAAAUUUCCCUGGCACGGUAUGAGAAUGAUGAGAAGGAGAUGUUGCUGCAGCUGAAGCUCGAUCAGCACGAUCGAAUGCUCCUCGGGACAGCCGGGAAGGGUUUCGUGAUUUGGGAUCUCGAUCCGGAUAAUCCCAUUUCACCGGAUGCCCUCUACUUGGCUUUGCCGCAUGGGGUGCGCAACAUCACAACGCGCAUGAUGCAAUCAAACUCGGUGAUGGUGAGUAGUCAGCUGAACUACGCCGUUGCGGGGGUGCGGAAGAAUCUCUACGUGUGGUGCCUGGAAUCGCGGCAACUCAUGAAGAUCCUCGAUGCUCACUUUGGGCGAAUAAUUCAACUGGAGGCGCUGACAAUUGGGAAUUGGAACAGCGUGAUCACCUCCAGUAUUGAUCGGAGUGUUAAAGUGUGGAAUAUUAACAAUAUUUUCGAACAGGUGCACGUAAUUGAUCGGCAUGAAUUGCAAAUUGACAGCAUUAGUUUGUCGCAGGAGACGGAUUUUGCCGUCACUGUGACGAGGGGAUGCGUCGGGGUGUGGGACAUUCGUCAGGGGCGUCUUCUGGCCAAACUGGCGGACUCACCUCUUGGCGCCAUUGUCACGCACUCCGAGAUCACGCCCGAUGGACGGUAUAUUCUGUCCUCGGAAACGGGGAAGAUUCUCAUUUGGAAUCGUGUCUCGGAGCAAGUUCUCUUCCGUGACGAUCAACCGGGUAUUCAGCAGAUCACCUUCCUCGAGGCUGGUGAGAAAUUCCUCACAGUUUCCUGCCCGAAUAUAAACAGCACAGAAGAUCAGAAUAAGCUCACGGGCAUUGCAACGGUGCGAACGAUCCCUGAUGGACAGAUUCAGUUCACUUUUGACUUCCCCGUGCGCAUGAUUCCGGGAAUUCCUUUCCGUUGCGCAGUUAUUACGGCCGAUGGGGCGCAUAUUGUGGUUGCAACCACGGAUAAGGGCAACAAGGACGCCAUUGGGGUGUACAGUGCCACCAAUGGGGCUCACAUACAGAAGAUCACCCUCAAGGGGUGCAACAUCAAGGAGAUCCUCUCCCUCGUUCCGCUUCCACACAAACCCAACCAAGUUGCCGUGAUCUCCACAGAGAAGGGCAGUGUGAUUGACAUCAAAACUAAGCGACAUGUGCGAUCAGUGCCCAAAUGGCAGGGAAGUUGCACCAAAGAUGGGAAAUUCGGCCUCUACGCUCCCUCAAGGGGCGGCCUGGAGCUUCUGGAACUCCGCAAAGGCACAACCGUGAAGACUUUCAUCCCCAAAGUAGCCGAAGGGGUCUUCACGGUGAUCUGCAUGUUCACAGACACAGAUGAGUACGUCCUCUACUACCACAGUGGGAAGAAAACUCUCCGUGUCUUCCGUGCUUCAGACACAGAAAUGAUCGCCAACUACAGACUCCAAGCUGAAUUGACGGCCAUUCGGAGUACAAAAGAUGGGCGAGGGGUUGUUCUUGGCACAGUUGAUGGGUGCCUGUCUGUUCUGGCCAUUGCUGAUCCCACUCUUCCGGAAACGCUGGAGUACCUCAAGAAUUUGCCCUCGCGAGAUGAGGAGUGGAAGAAGAAACUCGCACGCAUCAAGGCACGUACGCGAUUCAAGGCAGCCAUCAGGAUUGCGAGGAUCUCAACGCGAUUCGCUAAGCACACGGGUGAUCGUGAGAGUGUCUUCGGUGAUAUUGAUACCAUAUCGGAAUUCAAUGAUGACUAAGAGAGCUGAUGUAAAGCUCCUGAAAAGUUCUUACAGGUCUAACGAGGAAUCUUCCAAGGACAUGAAAUAUCUCCACAAAUUAAAAAAAAAAUAAUUCCAAAAAUAAAUAAAAAGAAAAAAGCAAUUUUAAAAAUCAUAUUUAAUAAAAAAUUGAAUAAUCACUUCUACUAGUAAAAUUUUAUUACUACAUCCUUCUGAUAUUAUUCUUCUCCUAAAACUUUCCGCUCAUUAUUGUUAGUUUCAGAAAAAAAGGUUUUCUAAUUCUUUUUUUUUGCUUCUAUUUUUUUUUAUUUUCUCAUUAAACUACUCAUGAUCAUUAAAUAGAAUAUAUAAUAUUUGUUACUUAGAUUUUAAUAGUAAAGUCAGUGUUUUUAGUAUGAAUAGUUAUUGUUUUUUUUUCUUCUUUUCUUUUUCUUAAUACACAUUUUUGAAAAAUUCUGGAGGACUCUUAUGCGGAGGGAGGUAAACAUAACGAACUUGUAUGAUCAUAAUAAAAACACAAAAAAUGGAAAAAUGGGUGUGUGUGUGUGGAAUUAACAUUACACCAACAUUAUUAUACGCGUAAUAUAAAGUAUAAUAUAGAAGUCGUGAAGUGUCACAAAAUUGCUCAAGAAAAUUUUUCAGGUGAUCUCUUUUUUUUUUUUAAUAUAUAAAUAUUAUACCUUUUCUUUAUAAUUUAGUCUCAAUAAACAUUUACUACACGAUUCAUUUUUCUUUUUUUUUUUACCACCAUCUUCACACUUUUUUGCAACACAAAUUGGUCGUAGGUUUCAAUCAACAAUACAACUAAAGGAUUUUCUUUAUUUCAUUUUUAAAGGUUUUUUCUUCUUUCAAUAAAUUAAUAUUCUUUCUUUAAAUUUAACAAUGAAGAUUUAGAGAGAAAAAUGUGUUUAUAUCAUAGAUUUUAUUAUAUAGAGUAAAUGUGUGUCUUGUGUAGAGAAAUAAAACUAAAGCAGAGACACAAUAAAUGCAAUUUAGAGAUUUUUUCUUGUUGUUAAAAAAAAAAGAUAAA